Messenger RNA from Cladophialophora immunda, 495 nucleotides. RefSeq lists its product as uncharacterized. Lineage: Eukaryota; Fungi; Ascomycota; Eurotiomycetes; Chaetothyriales; Herpotrichiellaceae. The coding region runs from base 1 to 495 and encodes 164 amino acids. The transcript has 2 exons. The record is from RefSeq and is a predicted model, not a curated record.
AUGCGCCGCCACCGAGACCUCGACCAAACUCACGGCGUGAACAUGGUUCAAGACGCUCUUUGGCUGGCGUCUGAAGUCCAACUACAAGCCCGCGCCCGUUCCACAUCACCAACGACCCGCAGCAGUUCCACUUUGAAAAGGCAAACCGUCGGUGCGCGGCGCUCAAGUGGGCGCGACCGACGUGGAACCAAGAGCAUCAAAAUCCCCACCUUGAUCACCUUCACCAUUAUAUACUUUGUCUUCAUCCUGGAGCCGACGCAUGGUCACGGCACGCCGUUGGAUGGCUUCCGCGUGUGGUUCUUUGGGAAAAGCAGCACGCUCAGUCAGCUUCCCGACUCCACGAGGGUCGAGGCCGGAAAGUUGACAGAGGAGGAUGAGAAGAAACUCAAUGACAGGGCGAAAGUUGAUGCGGAUGUGACCGCGGACAAUUCUGGCGUAGGAGUAGAAGUCAUUAUCAAAAAGGGAAGGGGUAGGCCCCAGGCGAAUUAUGGGUAA